Messenger RNA from Suillus subalutaceus, 396 nucleotides. RefSeq lists its product as uncharacterized. Lineage: Eukaryota; Fungi; Basidiomycota; Agaricomycetes; Boletales; Suillaceae. The coding region runs from base 1 to 396 and encodes 131 amino acids. The record is from RefSeq and is a predicted model, not a curated record. The transcript has a single exon.
AUGGCCACCCAAUUAAUUGCAACUGCAUUGGCAGCCAUGUGUAACAAUAACAUCCUGGUUGAGGAUUACACCCUGUUUGUGGAUCCCUGGGAUGGCAAUGAUUAUGCCAUCCUGAAAUCGGUUGUGAUGGGAAUUGAUGUAGGCAGUUUUGAUGUCAAAACCCUGAAGUGGCCCGGGCAGGCUGCGUUUAAAGAUGGGACAAACCACAUACAGUGGUUUGUCAUACCAGCACUGGGAGCUUACAUGAAAGCAAAGAAGGUCACAGCAUUGCUCACAUUGAAGGAUGGCUGGAAUGUCAAUGACAUGCUGACACAGUUGGACAAUGACCAUGCAUAUUUGACUAGCUUUUUAGGUGCUGACAACAAAGCGCAUCCAAUGUUCACAUUCUUGAACUGA